AUGUCCGGCGCGUUUGCCGGCGAGGGCCUAAAGAGCCCGCGCUUUCGAGCCAAGGUCGCGCAGCAGCAGCGCCAGCGGCUCUCCCGGCACACGCCUUUGCGGCAAGAGGCCGACCUCGCAGCUGUCAGUGGUGCUCCGGAGAAGGCUGCCCGAACGGCAGCGCCAUUAGAGGCGGCACACCGUUUCAUUGGAGAGUACGCCAACACUGCGAGAGGGCCUCGGUCCAAAUGGCCAUCGGCAAUAGCGGAUGGACGCAGAGCGAGGCACGAGGCGAGGCAUGCCACCGACCUGGCGUCGCGAGGGGGCGCGUUCCGGUCCGAUGCCGUCCGGCUCGCCGUCACGGUCGCCGACGGGCUGGCUGUCGCCGAGCGGGAGGCUGGUUGCGGCCCGUCGGUGCAGGCUGCCCGCGCUUGCAUGAGGCUCCUGGACGAGCUUGUUGGGGCAGUCGACCCUGCGGUGGCGCCGCUGCUCGCGCGGGCAGCGGCCGUCGCCGAGCGCUGCAUCUUUUCGGAUGAGGUGGACGGGUCCGCGUGCGGGGCGGCAGGCGUGCUGAGGGAGUCCUCGGGUGCAUGGGAGACGCGGCUCCCCUUCUUUGAGAUUGCGGAGAGCCUCAAGCAGAAGAGCAAGCUCCUCGAGCGGCUCGAGGCGGACCGGGCGACGCUGCGGGCAAAGCUGGAGCACGAGUACGAGGCGGCAGAGAGCAGCGAGCGGCGCUACCAGGCACCGUGCGCUGGGUGGCCCCUGCCGCAGCCUCGCAUUGAGAGACGGCGACUCCUCCCGCAGGCGCUUCUGGCCGAGUCGGUUGAGGUGCACCGAGAGCGAAUGCAGGCCAUGCAAGCGAUGCAGACGAUGCAGAAGACCAACGAGCAGCUUCGUGCCGCGCUCGUUGACGCCGAGGGCAUGAACGCGAAGCACGAGACGGAUGUCCAGCGGAAAGUCGUUCGCCGAUUCUCCGAUGCAGCAGGAGAGGGGAGAGGACCGCCGGCAGACGACUGA
Emiliania huxleyi CCMP1516 is the source of this 996-nucleotide messenger RNA. RefSeq lists its product as hypothetical. The record is from RefSeq and is a predicted model, not a curated record. The coding region runs from base 1 to 996 and encodes 331 amino acids. The transcript has 3 exons. Lineage: Eukaryota; Haptophyta; Isochrysidales; Noelaerhabdaceae.